AUGCUCGAACAACGAUCAUAUCAGGAUGGGAGCCUUUGGUUCUAUGCACCGAAUAAAGGUGCCCCCAUUGCAUUUGCCAUUCUUUUUGCGCUUUCUGGGGCCAUCCAUUUCUACCAAACCAUGAGAUACAAGUCCUGGAAAGUGACAGGUCUCUUACCGUGGUCAGCACUCCUUUUCACUGGCGGAUUUAUCACUCGAGCAGUCGCGUCAUUUGGAAAAUGGGGCAAUCUUGAUCUCUAUAUCGCGAGUAGUGUCUUACUUCUCGCUGGACCACCUGUAUAUGAAGGUGCAAAUUAUUUCAUUCUGGGUCGAAUUCUCUAUUAUAUUCCACACCACUCACCCAUGCAUCCCGGGCGUGUGUUUUCAACUUUCAUCGCGCUUGGCAUUGUGAUCGAAGCCAUCACCGCCAACGGUGCAGUGCAACUUGCGAAAGCCAACUCUACACCUAGCCAGCAGGAUGUUGGAAAGGCAUUACUCAAGGCAGCUCUGAUCUUGCAACUGGCCUUGAUGGCAGCAUUUCUCACCCUAGCUUCUCGAUUCCAUUUCAACUGCAAACGAGCCGGGAUACUGAAUCACAAGGUUAAACGUUGCCUGAUUGUUUUGUACAUCAGUUGCACGCUUAUUACGAUUCGAACAAUCUAUCGCACAGUCGAGUACUUUAGCGCAGCAAGUUUGAACAACUACACCGACAUUCAGCAUAUCAGCCCUGUCCUGAAGCAAGAGUGGUUCUUCUGGUUCUUUGAGACUGUAUUCAUGUACAGCAAUACCACUCUGCUCAACGUAUUUCACCCGAUGCAAAAGCUCCCACGUUCCAAUAACAUCUAUCUAGCCGAGGACGGAGUUACGGAGAUUGAAGGCCCAGGUUAUGACGAUCCUCGUCAUUUCAUCCAGACUUUCAUCGAUCCAUUCGAUGUUUACGGGCUUAUCAAGAGACGCGGAAAGCAGCAUAAAUAUUGGCAGACGGAGGUAGGACAGCAAAAGGCUGGCCAAAGUGAUGUUACCCAGCCAGCUUAG
Penicillium longicatenatum is the source of this 1014-nucleotide messenger RNA. RefSeq names its product putative RTA1 domain protein. The coding region runs from base 1 to 1014 and encodes 337 amino acids. Lineage: Eukaryota; Fungi; Ascomycota; Eurotiomycetes; Eurotiales; Aspergillaceae. Gene Ontology annotation, cellular component: membrane. The record is from RefSeq and is a predicted model, not a curated record. The transcript is spliced from 4 exons.